AUGGCUGCGGCCGUCGCGACGGGGCGGCGCAUGAGCGCCGCGCUGAUGAAUCCCCCCACGCUGAACCUGGGCCCCACCCUGGAGAACGUGUGGAACCACGCCUGGGAGGAAGCCCCUCCCCCCAGCACGGAAGAGAAGGGCCCGGAGGGUGUCACCGAUGAGCUGGUGAAGGAGCGCCGCAAGGAGAAGGCGGAGGAACAGAAGAAGAUCGAUGAGUACGACAUCAAGGUCACAAUGCAGAACAAAGGUGGCAAGGCCACGGAAAUUUACAAGGCUCUCAGAACAAACCCCAACCAGUUCAAGGGCAUGCGGCUGGUGCUGCACCAGUGGAUCUCCUGGUGGGGCUUCGACACUGCCAUUGGGGUGAUCAUCAUGGUGAACGCCAUCACCAUCGGCUUGGAGACGCAGAUCAAAUCCUCAGUGCCCUUGGGCUGUACUGACACCUGCGAUUGCAGCAACCAGAUCUACAAGGAAGAGACCUGUGAAACGCCACCAGACUGGACAUCAAUGUUGGACUAUGCCUUUUAUGGCGUCUAUGUAGUGGAGCUGCUCAUGCGCGUGGGAGUUUAUGGCAUCUUCGUGUUCAAGAGCCAUUGGGUGAAGUUCGACUUCUUCUUGGUCCUCACCGCCACGGUGGAUCUCUUCGUGAAGGCGGUGUCCCAGGCAAAUGUGAAAAUUCUUAUGCUGGUGCGCAUGCUGCGCUUGGCUCGCCUAGCGAGAGCUGUCCGCCUUAUGGUGCAGUUCAAGACACUCUGGCAGCUAGUGCAGGGCCUCUUCCAUAGCUUGGGCACACUAUUGUGGACCUUCUUAUUGAUUAGCAUACUGAUGUAUGUGGGCGCCAUCGUCGGCAUGGAGUUCAUUCGCCUGGACCCGGAUUUGCCCGCGGACAGCCCGUACAACAAAGCGGUAGGUGCAAACUUCGUGGAGUUUCUGGAUGCCGUGAUGACGAUGCUGCAAAUCUUUAGUUUGGACAGUAUCGGCGCCAUCUACAAGCCGCUGAUCAAGCACAAGUUCUUCCUGGUGCUGUACUUCAUCUCCGUGCUAUUGCUGCUUUCCAUCGCGCUGAUGAACCUCGUGACAGCCGUCAUGGUGAACAGUUCGCUGGACCAAGCCACGCAGGACAAAGAGGCCCUGAAAGCUUGGGAGUCGGCACGCCGCGCCAAGCAGAUUGAUCACCUGAAGGACAUGUUCUUGACUCUGGACGAGGAUGGCUCUGGGGAGCUGACGAUGGAUGAGAUCAACGCGGCGCCGCAGGAGACACAGCUUCACCUCAAGGAGAUCGUGGCCACGGAUGAUCUCAGGGAGCUCUUUGAUAUGCUCGACUACGACGGCGGCGGCACCAUCGGCGUGGAGGAGUUCUGCGACGGGAUCCUCAAGGCCACGACCCGCAGCAGCGGGAUCUUGGAGCUGGGGCGUGGCCCGGCGAAGCGGGAGCCGAAGGCGCACGAGGCGGUCUGCCGGGAUUCGGCCGACGGGGCGUUUGCCGAUGCCUGA
Messenger RNA from Effrenium voratum, 1494 nucleotides. The record is from the annotation of a GenBank genome assembly. NCBI's taxonomy places the organism in Eukaryota, Dinophyceae, Suessiales, Symbiodiniaceae.